This is a messenger RNA of Sinocyclocheilus grahami, 1136 nucleotides long. RefSeq lists its product as uncharacterized. Lineage: Eukaryota; Metazoa; Chordata; Actinopteri; Cypriniformes; Cyprinidae. The coding region runs from base 23 to 1054 and encodes 343 amino acids. The record is from RefSeq and is a predicted model, not a curated record. The transcript has 2 exons.
CUGUGUUGCAGGUUAAGGCACGAUGAAAGACAUUAUCCCCAGAAGCAAAACUAAAGGUGUCGACAUCUGUGCAGGGAAAACCUACACGUAUAUAAUCCGCUCUGAUCUCGGCUGUUACAUGCAAACGAGUGAUUUAAACAAAUGUUCAGACCUCACUAUUUUCAGUUUGCACCCCUCCUGCCAAAACGGAGACCAUUAUCUUGCUGAUAUGGAAGGCUACUUUUACAUCAUUAAGGCUAAAUCGUUCCGCAGAGUCACUGAUCUGUCAACGGAUGCUAACGCUGUUGUUCAAGACCUUGAUCCCGACUUCCAACAUGGAGACCACUACUUAGGCAUUAAUAAGUUCUUUGCUGUCAUUUUCAAACGUAGGGGAAUUUGCAGACUAACAUCUGGCCUGGGUAGCAUCUCCACUGAUGUAAAAAUCAAUUUGAACCCUAAAUCCAGCAUCGGACUCUAUUACUGGGGUCUGUCAGAAUGCUGCUGCUUCCUGAAGCCAGUCUCAGAUUGGGGAGUCGAAUACUGCAAAGGCGCCGACCUUGAGAAAGACGAUGGUCUUGUGGACUAUUCUGUUCACCCUGAUGUUGUAAACUUCCUGCCUGGCGGUCUGUCGAUAACUAGAGGUCCAGCCUUUGGCAGGUGGGAGAAUAUUAAAACUAUAACUAACGACAGUGACACACCAGUGACAUGGCAGAGAAAAAUCAUUAAGAAGAUCGGUUACAACAAGGAGAAGAUGACACAGAUGACACACAACUGGAAGAUAUCUCCGUCAGUCUUGAUCUAUUCUGGAGAUCUCACAGGGUUAAUUGCAAAAUGGCAGUUCUCCUUUUCUGCAGAAUAUGGAGGUGCACAGGUGUGCGCUACGAAGGAAACCUGGAAUGACGCGACCGAUGUAGAAGAACUGCUAUCAUUUGAGCUGAAGCCACACAGGAGUUUAUAUCUGUGGCAGUACAGACUGGGUCUCGGUGAUGAACCGGUGUUGUUCUGCCGUGAUUUAAUAAUUAGCAACGAGUCGAACCCUCCAACUGAAGUCCCACUGCCACCUGCAGAACCAUGAGAAACCAUUUCAUCUCUGAAGAUAAUCACAUGCUUUAGUUAAAGGUUUUUAACAUGCUUUUUUAAAGAUCAUUAUUUUGUGU